This is a messenger RNA of Poeciliopsis prolifica (blackstripe livebearer), 594 nucleotides long. Its product is annotated as major intrinsically disordered NOTCH2-binding receptor 1-like. Bases 1 to 594 code for a protein of 197 amino acids. The transcript is spliced from 3 exons. The record is from RefSeq and is a predicted model, not a curated record. Lineage: Eukaryota; Metazoa; Chordata; Actinopteri; Cyprinodontiformes; Poeciliidae.
AUGGAUAUUUCUGUUCUCCCCAACAACAAUCAUCCUGAAAAGUUUCUGCAGCUGGAUGCUGGCAUUUUGGAUGCUACCCAUGGCAUGUUCCAGGUUGGAGCAUUUGUUUCCAGUCAGAGACGAUGGCAGAACCGGGUCUAUUUACAGCAGGAACAAAGAACCCAACAUGGAAGAAAAAUUCCUCCGUACUCAGAGGGCAGUAGUCCUGUGCUGUUUGUGGACAGUUGUCUGGAGAAGCACAUAACUCCAGAAACUCUGAAGUAUAACAUCAAAAGGAAUCCUCUUUACAAGGAUAUAAAAUCCAUCGACACAACAGACAAUGAAAGGUUUAAGCCUUCCUGGACCAUCGAAGAAUAUGACACACAAACUAUCCAUGGCAACUUAACAGAUUAUUUGAAGGACACAAAAACACCCAAGGAACUGGACUUUUGGCUUGAAGACUUGUACACUCCAGGAUUUGACUCUUUGUUCAAGAGAAAAGAAGCAGAGCACAAGAGAAAAAGACUCUCCAAAAUUGUUCUCUCAAUAAUUUUGCUCAUUUGUGCUUCUCUUAUUGUCAUAAUAGUGCCUAUUGUAGUUUUACAACAGAGCUGA